UUGCUGUGGUCCCAUUGGCGCAGGUGAUCCGUGUCGGGAUGAGAGAGAGGAGAGAGUGGCGGCGAGGGGAAGAGAGGUGAAAGCUCGGAUGGAGAAAUGUCCAGGCAGGGCUAGGUUUGAAUUCAGAAAGGGUACCGGCCGCCUCCAACCUCCUCUGGAACACUCGACGAUGAGAGCUUCACCGAAAGGGGCACUUUGAGAUACGAUGAGGUUCAUUUCCGCUCGGGAAUAGUACUAUGAUUUGGUAUGUGGCCACUUUGAUAGCAAGUGUAUUCAGCACCCGAGGAACAGCCGCUCAAGGUACCCACGGAGUGCGAGAGGAGCCACAGUUUGUGACAGCACGUGCAGGGGAGAACAUCAUACUGGGAUGCGAUGUAUCCCACCCUUUGAACGGCCAGCCGUACGUGGUGGAGUGGUUCAAAUAUGGAAUGCCAAUCCCCUUCUUCAUCAACUUUCGGUUUUAUCCUCCUCAUGUGGACCCAGAGUAUGCUGGCCGGGCCAGUCUAUAUGGCAAGUCCUCCCUACGGAUAGAAAAUGUACGUUCAGACGACCAGGGCUGGUAUGAGUGUAAGGUGCUGAUGCUGGAGCAGCAGUAUGAUACGUUCUACAAUGGCAGUUGGGUGCAUCUAACCGUCAACGCCCCUCCCGCAUUCACAGAUACGCCAGCUCAGUACGUUGAGGCCAAGGAGGGAGGACGCAUCAUUUUGACCUGCAUUGCGUUUGGCAACCCCAAACCCUCGGUCAGCUGGUUGAGGGAAGGCAACCUUCUCGUCUCCAGUGCAAAGUAUAAGGUAUUUGAUGGGAGCUUGACAGUGCAAUCUAUCACCCGUGAGGAUCGUGGUGCCUAUACAUGUCGAGCCUUUAGCCCCCAAGGAGAGGCCAUUCACACAACACGGCUGCUAGUUCAAGGCCCCCCGUUCAUUGUAUCACCACCAGACAACAUUACAGUGAACAUCUCACAGGACGCCUUCUUCACUUGCCAGGCGGAAGCAUACCCCCGGAACUUGACCUACACCUGGUUCUGGGAGGAAGACAAUGUCUUUUUCAAGAACGAUCUAAAGCGCAGGGUCAGUGUUCUGAUCGACGGCUCCCUUAUCAUUGCCCAAGUCAAGCCAGAGGAUGCUGGGAAAUAUACUUGUGCUCCAAGCAACAGCCUUGGCCUACCACCGAAUGCCUCUGCCUACCUGACUGUGCAAUAUCCUGCCCGUGUUGUAAACAUGCCAUCUGUACUCUACGUGGCCAUUGGUCUGCCGGGCUUUAUCCGAUGUCCUGUUGAUGCCACCCCACCUGUAACUUUGGUUAAGUGGAAGAAAGAUGGUCUCCCUCUCCGAAUAGAUAAGUACCCUGGUUGGAGCCAAAUGGACGAUGGGAGCAUCCGUGUGGCAGAGGUGACAGAGGACUCUCUCGGCACCUAUACCUGCAUGCCUUACAAUGCCCUGGGUUCCAUGGGAUGGUCCCCUCCCGCUCCCCUGGUGCUAAAGGACCCUCCCAAAUUCUCAGUGGUACCUGGAGGGGAAUACAGACAGGAGGCUGGGAGAGAGCUGGUUAUCCCGUGCGAGGCAGACGGUGACCCUUUUCCCAAUAUAACAUGGAGGAAGGUUGGAAAGCCCACCAAAAGCAAGCACAACGUUCUGCCUCGAGGCAGCUUACAGUUUAAGUCACUUACAAAGGAGGACCAUGGGGAAUGGGAGUGUGUUGCCACCAACGUUGCUACAAGCAUCACUGCCAGCACUCAUGUCCAAGUCAUAGGCACAAGCCCCCAUGCCCCCACCAGCGUCCAUGUGGUAGCAUCCUCCACCUGGGCCAAUGCGUCGUGGGAGGUGGGCUACGACGGGGGUUUCCAGCAGGCGUUAUCAGUCUGGUACGGCCAUGUGCUGAAAAGGGAGCGUUUAGGUCCACAUGACUGGCUCUCGAUACCUGUGCCAGGAGGCCAGGAGUGGAUGAUGGUGCCUGGCUUGGAGCCCGAGACAACAUACCAGUUCAGCAUCCUAACCCAAAACAAGCUUGGCACAGGACCCUUCAGCGAGGUUGUCACUGUGAACACAUUAGUAUUUCCUAUAAGUACCCCUGAACCACUGGUGCUGCUUACUCCACCACGGUGCCUCACAGCCAAUCGCACGCAGCAGGGAGUCCUGCUUACUUGGAUCCCGCCCGCUAAUCACACAGCACCGAUCCAGCAUUAUGUCAUGGAGUUUCGCUUGGGGGAACGAUGGGAGGUCCUGGACGACAGCAUCCCCUCAGGCGAAACAGAGAUGCUUGCUCGCGACCUCAUCCAGGAGGCAUGGUAUGAAUUCCGCGUAAUGGCCGUUAUGGAUGACACGAUGAGUGAACCUAGCAACAUAGUUGGCGUGUCCAGUACAGACUUCUUUCCACCUCCUGAGAUGGUUGAGGAAUCAGGGUUGGCAAGGCCAGUUGUGGCUGGCAUCGUGGCCACCAUCUGCUUCUUGGCUGCAGCCAUACUUUUCAGUACAAUGGCAGCCUGCUUUGUGAAUAAGCAGCGGAGGCGGAAGCUAAAAAAGAAAAAGGAUCCCCCACUUUCCAUUACCCACUUGAGAAAAAGUGUGGCAACACCGCAGUCUUCAGGAAAGGCAAGCCCAGAAAGCAUUCGCUCAAAGACAUCCCUAUCAGAAUCAUCUGAGGAUAGUCAUGACCAACAUGGGAAGAAACCACCCCCAAGUCCAGGAAAGAAGGAGGAGUUGUCUCUGUACAAGAAGACCAAAAGAGCAAUAACAAGCAAGAGAUACACCAUCUCUAAGCAUGACACUGAAGCAACAACACCUAUUGAACUCAUCAGCCGUGGCCCAGAUGGACGCUUUGUCAUUGAUCCUACCGAUGCAGAGUUUUCUGUCAAGACCCGACGAAUAGAGGGUUUUCCCUUUGUGGAAGAAUCUGACCUCUAUCCUGAAUUUCGGCAGUCAGAUGAAGAGAAUGACGAUCUUAGGCCUCUUCCACCAGUUAUGGCCCCCCUGCGGCCUCACCAGAUUUCACCCAUCUCCAGUCAUGAAUCCUUCCUCCAGCCUCCAGCCUACAGUCCUCGUUUCCAGAAGCCCUUUGAAGGUAUGACUAUCAUGGAGAGCAGUCGACUCCAGGCCACAGGGCAGAUUCGAGGGUCUCUCCAGCACAGGGCUUUCUAUGGCUACCUGGGCUCCCAUGGCGAUCAUGAUCAUCCUCCUCCUUUUUACAUGACAGAUACCAGUCCGCUUAGCUCUGUCAUGUCCUCUCCUCCAUACCUGACUGAAGGUCCUUUUGGUUACAAUAUGAUUCCAGAGGAAAUGGGAGAGGGUGAUUUCACACAAUAUGCUGUCUCUGGCUUCCCUUAUCCUCUGACACUGGCUUCUUCCUCCCAUUCACCAGAAUUUUGGCGGGGAAUGGAUUUUACAUUUUCAUCUGUGGAGGGGCCCCAAUUCAUUUUUCCACCACACCACUCCUUGCAUCUCCGCCAUGAUUCUCCGUAUCCACCCCCUCCCCCUGUUCUUCCCCUUAGUGCUUUUCAGACCUCCUCCCUCCCAAUGCCUACCUAUCCAUCUGUGUUGCCACUAGAAGCGCCACAGAGCUACUCAAGCAAAUCACCCAGCAAGGCCAGGCCUCAUGGCUCUCCAGCCAGGCAUUUAGCUAUGCAAGAGGCUCAUUUAGGGCAGCUAAGACGUACAAGCCACAGUACAGGUGUUCCAGUUUUGCCUUACACCAAUCCAAUGGCCCAUAUUGGCCCUAGCACCCUCAGUAGUCUGGAUACCCGAUGGUUUGAAUCUACCCCCCAUUUUAGUCCAAGACAGGCUCGUAGGAUGGAUUCUGGGGCGCAUCAGGUGGUUCUUCAGCCCUCUCGACUUUCCCCUCUCACCCAAAGCCCCUUCAGUUCUCACGAGGGAUCUCCUGAGAUUGUUGUACGUCCCCGGCCACGUCCAAACAUUAUUCAAACUCCCAUACCCCAAGACAUUUCUGAGAUUACCCUCCUACCUCCUUCCACAGUCACCUUCUCAAGGAGAUCUUCCCCUUCUUCCUCACCUGCACUAGGCCAGGGUAGCAGAAGAGCCAGUCCUAGCUAUCGUUCCCACAUGGCCUUUGCUUCAACUGCAACCAGCUAUCCAGCUUCCCAGUCGCCGUCACCACCCAUGGAAAGCAGCAACAUGUUUGGGCAGAUGCCAUCUCACAGGAGAACUGAGGAGGAGAUCCUUCCAUCUGAACCCUCUCCAUCCCAGUUGUCAGCUUCAGGAAUACGUCGAGGCGCGCGGAGUGUCCUUUUGGGGUCUGAGAGGAUUGAUGCUCUGAGAUACCAACGUAUUAGAAAGGCUAAGAAGAUGACAAUGAAUAAUAAUAAUUCCAAGACUCGGAGGAAAACAGGUGUCUCCACCUCUCAGACCCAGCAGGCCCACAUCACUCAGGUACUUCAGCCCGAAGAAGCGCUCUACCUCCACAGGAAGAAGAAACGGCUCCUCCUUCAUGAUCCAUACAAUCGCUUCUCCGCUCUGCUGUACCACCGCCCCCUUCAAGAAGACCAGAAGGCUAUUUUGGCUUGUAUGGAUAACACAGAACUUGACCAUGCCACCUUCCUCUGAGAACCCACACAAAUUAAGGUCAAAUGUAUGUCGACACAUUUAAAAAAAAUAUUAACUCCUUCCCUUUGUAAUGUAUGAAAUGCUAAGGGGAGGAGCACCACAUUUAAGCAUUAAGAGUUGGUGCACCCUGUUCUUCAACCACUGGUCAAUUCAGCCAUUUAUGAUGGUUUUAUACAUUAAUUGUGACUAUGAAUGAAGUUUGAGUACUUCAAUUAGAUCAAGAUUAAUUUAAACCCGACGACGAUCCCUCCAAAAUCUGAAAAGUUGGGUUAUUAUGUAUGUCUAAAUGCUGGCCUCUGGAAUCAAUGCGCCAAUCUCCCUGUUCUCUCUAUGGUCACAUUUAGUAUUAUUCUAGCAAAUCAAAUCAGAAUGAUAGCUGCCAGAGUUUUCAAAAGUUUUUCUCCAGUGCAAAAAGUUAUUUCAAAUAGGCAACACUUGAUCAACAUUUUCUUUGAAAUCACAAUUUUCCUCCUAUUUACAUAUUUAGCCAAUUCAAACACAUUUCCUGCUUGUGUCAUGUUUCCUGUGCUAAGUGAGUAUAGCACCCUAGAAAGUAGUACAGGUCUCCGUUUACAGCCACACCUUCCAGCAGAUCCUCUCUGCCAAGGACCUCUUUAAUUCUGCUUAAACUCAUAAAAAGGGUGUUUUUACUUAUAAUGUAUACCUCAGAGCACAGGACACGGGACCACACAAGACCAACAAAUAGUACAAUUCAACUCAUGACAGAAAUGACUUGACUGUUGGCUUUCCACACCAUGUUUUAUUUAGCCAUGCUGUAUUUAUCAGAAACAAUCAGGCUAUGGCCUUGGUGAGCUUGGACAAGAGGAAGUAAUGAAUGGUAGCUUAUUCAAUCACGCUUCAAACACUCUUUCACUUCUCACAUCUGAGAAGAAUUUGCACUGGAGCAAAAUAGUUCCAGGUCCGUUCAUUUGUGUGUUUUUUCACCACUGUCUCCAGUUCUUCUGCUGUAGGUAAGUGUCGUGGGCGCAAAAUACUAAUCAGAAUAAAUUAUCAGGCCAAAAACAACUUAGUAAAACUAUAAAGGAUUUUGUGCCAUAGUGCUGGAUUUGCCAACAUAGAGGAUACAACUGAGAUAAAUGUUUCUGUUUGGUUGCCUGUGUCAUCCAGCAAAUCCAAUUACAAUACCGCUUAACCUGGUUGAGGUCGCGGCGAGCUGGAGCCUAUCCCAGCUGAAUUGAGCUUCGGGUGAAAGGCAAGCGAUACCUCGGACUGGGUGCCAGUCAAUCACAGGACACAUAUAGAGACAGACAACCGUUCACACUUUCAUUCACACCGUCACAUAGUGGAAACCCUCAUCGACUGCCUGCACGAAAGUCAAACAAGUGAACCGCUACACCAUCAGUGACCUGCUGCCUGCUUCACUUCAAAUCCUAAUGUAUUUACUACUGAGCCAUUUUGCUUCACAUAGUAUGAAUGUAAUUUUACAUUUGGUAGCCUUUGUAUGUGGUCUCAUGAUGUAAAUGAGACGAAGAACAGUCACCUCUUCGGAAAUAUAAUACGAAUUAGAGGCAGCUACAUUUUUACAACAGUUUUUGUUUCCUGUCUUUUGUUUAAAUAUUUAAUUUGGAAGCCGUUAAGACCUUUAAAUCUACCCGUUUGACAGACAAAGGAGUGUACACUAUGGAGAUAAAAUGAAGAAAAGGGUGUCAAAAUAUCACAGAUUUAGAUUAUGAUGUUUGUUGUUCUUGAGUUACAGUCAGAAAGACAGCUUCAGCACAUCCUUUUUAUUCUUUUAUCUUAUUAUUCCAAAGGUUCUCAUUUAAGAAAAUGUAUACACACACGCAGUAGAUAGAUAAUAGCUUUAUAUAGAUCCGGGGUGUAGAACUGUUUUUGAAAACCGUCCAUACGGUUCAGUUCAACUGUUGCGGUUCAAUCUGCGUGUGUUCUGUUUAGUUCAUAACAUGCGCAGAUUUAUUAUUUUUUUCCUCAUUUACCAAUGGAGGCGAAGCAAUGUUUAAAGCAAAGUAUCAAGUUAGCGAAGAUGCCGGCACCGACAUGUCAUCUGUGUCAUGCCCUCCAGCGAUGCAGCGGUCAAUCAUACUGCAGCAGGGCGCGUCAAAAGAUACCUUGCAUUGGAAAGAAGAGAUACAGAAUAUGUAGGAGCAGGAGGCUUCCAGUACUUCCAAUUCUGUAUCUCUACAAAGUAAGAUCUCUGGUUUCUAGGCUUGCCCUCUCCAUAGCGAGACGCCCCAGCCGACUCAGCCGUCCUCCCACGGAGCAUGCCGCACACGCCUCGUCGGUGGCCUCUCUGUGCCCUGACUAUGGCCUGCCGACUCAGGCGACUCGGUUAUUCAGAGUUCCCGCGGUGCGCUAUCCGUCGAUCAACGAGUUUCUCCAAGAAGUACCAUGCAAAUGAUUAUGUGAAGAGCAUAAAAUGUGAGCGUCAGGACCGCCUGUCAUUCACAGCUGCCAACGCACGUACAUGCUGCUACAUACGUGCUAAUGCUACGUAGCAAACUCGCUGGAAAUCGCUAUGUUUGACUGACUCAGGUGUUCUGAUUACCAUGGAAAUUUUGGUUCACCCGAGGAUAGCAUAGCAUGCUAACCCCUAUAAAGUGGGAGGCAUUGACACAAACUGUUAUAAUUCCUAUACAGUUUACCUGGUUUGGAUAAAUACUGUAUACCCUCAAAUUGAAGCUCGAAGUCUGCAGUUAAAAGCACAUUUUGUUUGUUUCCUUUCAAGUCCACCAAUGGUGACGUUUAUAGCCAAAUAGAUGACAAGUGUGUCCAUGUCCCAAAAUUUAUGGACCUGACGAAGCAUAUAUCAAUGCUGCUAGAAACUUCAGAACUUGAUGCAUGAGCUGCCCUCAUUUACGUAAGAUUAUCAUCAGUAGACCUUUGUUGAACCGAAGCACCUAUUUUACAUGAGCAAAACCUCACGGUAAACCACCAAACAAAAACAUAAUAAAAAGUAUGAGUACUGAAAUAAUGAUCUUUUCUCAAUUUAGUCACAAAUGUACUCACUCAGUGUGAAAUCUUUAGUUGAACACAAAGCUGAUAUAUUUGCAGGGAGCCAUGACUCGUUCUGUUGUAUAAAUGGCAACAGGUGGAUACACAGGUUUAUUGUACCUUUUGCCAUCCAAUCAAAGAGCAUUUAAUUGGUCUGCCUGUCACUAUAUGCUGCUGGCAUAGACAGAACAACAAAUAUAUAUUUCUCAUUAUUAAACAAUAUUUUAAAUAAUAAUAAUGCUGUGAACAUACUUUCACUUUUAACAUAACUAUACAAGACAUAAUUGAUUUUCCUCAGUCUCCGUGCACUGAACCAAAAACCGUAUUACGAACCGAACCGUGGAUUUUGUGGAUCACACACACACACACACACACACACACAUUAUACUGCCAAAAGUAUUCGCUCAACCAUCCAAACAAUCAGAAUCAGGUGUUCCAAUCACUUCCAUGGCCACAGGUGCAUAAAAUCAAGCACCUAGCGAUGCAGACUGUUUUUACAAACAUUUGUGAAAGAAUGGAUCGCUCUCAGGAGCUCAGUGAAUUCCAGCAUGUAACUGUGAUAGGAUGCCACCUGUGCAGCAAGUCUUGUCGUAAAAUUUCCUCGCUCCUAAAUAUUUUACAGUCGACCUGUCAACUGUAUUAUAAGAAUGUGAAAGCGUUUGGGAUUGACAGCAACUCAGCCACGAGUGGUAUGCCACGUAACCUGACGAAGCGGGGUCAGCGGAUGCUGAGCCACGUAGUGCGAAGACCUCACCAACUUUCUGCCGAGUCAAUCGCUACAGACCUCCAGACUUCAUGUGGCCUUUAGAUUACGUAGCUCAAGAACAGUGCGCAGAUAGCUUCACGGAAUGGGUUUCCAUAACAGAGGAGCUGCAUCCAAGCCAUACAUCAUCAAGUGCGAUGCAAAGAGUCAGAUGCAGUGGUGUUAAGCAGGCCACCACUGGACUCUAGACUAGUGGAAAUGCGUUCUCUGGAGUGAUGAAUCACGCUUCUCCAUCCGACAAACUGAUGGACUAGUCUGGGUUUGGCGGUUGCCAGGAGGAGGAUACUUGUCUGACUGCAUUUUGCCAAAUGUAGUGUUUGGUGGAGGGGGGAUUAUGGUGUGGGGUUGUUUUUCAAGACCUGGGCUUGGCCCGUUAGGUCCAGUGAAAGGAACUCUGAAUGCUUUAGGAUACCGAGAGAUUUUGGAUAAUUUCCAUGCUCUCAACUUGGUGGGAACAGUUUGGAACUGGCCCCUUCCUCUUCCAACAUGACUGUGCACCACUUGCACAAAGCAAGGUCCAUAAAGACAUGGAUGACAGAGUCUAAUGUGGAUGAACUUGACCGGCCUGUACAGAGUCCUGACCUCAACCCAAUAGAACACCUUUGGGGAGGAAUUAGAGCGGAGACUGGGAGCCAAGCCUUCUCAUCCAACAUCAGCGUGUGACCUCACAAAUGCACUUCUAGACGAAUGGUCAAGAUUUCCCAUAAACCUUUUGGACAACAUUUCCAGAAGAGUUGAAGCUGUUAUAGCUGCAAAGGGUGGGUCGACGUCAUAUUGAACCCUAUGGAUUAGGAAUGGGAUGUCACUUAAAUUCACAUGUGAGUCAAGUCAUGUGAGCGAAUAUUUUUGGCAAUAAAGUGUGUCUGUGUGUGUAUGCAUAUAUACAGACCCUUUCCAAAACAUUUGAAUAUCAUGAAAAAGUUUAUUUAUUUUGAUAAUUCCAUCCAAAGAGUUAAACUUUUACAGAUGAUAGAUUCAGGGCCCACAAUUUAAACAAUUUCAAGUAUUUAUUUGUGUAUUUUUACAUAAUUUGGGCUUCCAGCUCAUAAAACCCACGAAAUCAGGAAUUCAAAAAAAUUCUGUGAAGAAAUCGGCCCAAACUUAGCAGGCCAUAAAUGUUUUAAACUGACUGUCACACACUCAUCAUCUACUAAACUCAAAGCACCUGCACAGGUUUCCCCAGGUGUCAUUAAAUUGCUUCAGUUUGGUUCAAUUGUCUCAGUUGGGUUCAAUAUGGGGAAGACUGCAGACUUGACAACUGGCCAGAAGACCAUCAUUGAUACAAUCCAUAGGAUGGGUAAGCCACAAAGGUUCAUAGCUAAGGAGGCUGGCUGUUCACAGAGUGCUGUGUCCAAGCAUAUCAAUGGAAAGUCUAGUGGAAGGACAAAACAUGUCAGGAGAAGAUACACCAACAAAAAAGAUGACCGUGGGCUUCAGCGGAUGAUCAAACAGAGACGAUUCAAGAAUCUAGCAGAGAUCCAGAAAGAGGGGAAUGAGGUGGGACUCAUAGGUUAAAAAACCACCACAUUCAGACGCAUCCAGGAGAUGGGGUACAACUGUCGGGUUCCUCGGGUCAAGCCACUUCUGAGCCUGAGCCACCGUAGGAAGCGUCUCAACUGGGCAAAGGAGAAGAAGGACUGGACUGUUGGCCAGUGGUCCAAGGUCCUAUUUUCUGAUGAAAUUGACGUGUGCCUUUCAUUCAGGAAUCAAGGUCCAGGACGAGUGAAGAACAAAACCCAAGCUGCUUGAGGUCCAGUGUGAAAUAUCCAGUCAGUAAUGGUUUGGGGUGCAAUGUCCAGUGCAGGUGUUGGUAAACUUUCUUAAAUCCAAGGUCACCGCAACAGUCUACCAGAAUGUUUUAGAGGACUUCAUGAUGAUCCUUCUGCUGAGGAUCUUUAUUUCAUCUUCCAGUAGAACCUGCCCCUUGCCCAUACCGCCAGAAGCACCAAAACCUGGUUUGAUGCCCAUGCCAUCACAGUGCUUAACGGGCCAGUCAAUUCGCCGGAUCUAAACCCCAUUGAGAAUCUAUGGGGUAUUAUCAAGAGGAAAAUUCACCAGACCCACAAACAAAGAAAAACUGACAGCAGGCAUCAAGGAAAUCUGGGCUUCCAUAACUCCCAGGCAAUGCCAGAGGCUGAUUGCCUCAAUGCCACGGUGCAUCGAGGCACUGAUUAAAGCAAAGGGAUUCCCAACUAAGUAUUGAAGAUUAACUAAUCGUUUUGACAGUACCAUAUUUUGAUUGAUUUAAUGUGACCCUAAAUUCUUCAAAAACUGAGAAGUAAAUGGUAAUUUCUUCACAGUAUUCUAAUAUUCUGAAUUCCUGAUUUUGUGGGUUUUAUGAGCUGG
Molecule: messenger RNA, 10632 nt
Organism: Phycodurus eques (leafy seadragon)
Lineage: Eukaryota; Metazoa; Chordata; Actinopteri; Syngnathiformes; Syngnathidae
Product: protein turtle homolog B-like
Exons: 20
Coding region: 237-4553 (1438 amino acids)
Biological process (GO): cell-cell adhesion
Cellular component (GO): neuron projection
Molecular function (GO): protein binding
Source: RefSeq, a predicted model, not a curated record